Acanthoscelides obtectus is the source of this 582-nucleotide messenger RNA. The record is from the annotation of a GenBank genome assembly. Lineage: Eukaryota; Metazoa; Arthropoda; Insecta; Coleoptera; Chrysomelidae.
GGAAUUUAAGUAAUUCUUGAUACAUAUUUCAGUAGAAUGGAUUAAGAUUAUCCGUUCAGGUAUAAUGGUCAGUAGUCCCUUAACGCCGUUUUGCACUACUUUAAGGACCCCCUAUUACUCUCUUGCAAAUCUGGUUUAAUGUUACUUUAAUGUUUCAUGGAAGGGAUGUAUGCAUAUAAAUAUAGGGGUUGAAGACAAGGUUGGUUUAUUCUGUUGGUUCUGUUUGAGCACUUACCACCUACAAGCAUCGAAGUAAAGAUGGAGCGUUCAUCUAAAAACCAAGUUUGUUACAGUGUCUACAGUGAACUAGAGGAUGAUGGAGAUAUCCGAGAAGUCCAAAAGACUGAACAAAUGGAAAAAGCGCGCAGUCCUAUACGCAACUCGACCGGAAAAUAUAAUAGGCUUCAGGACAAUGCUGAAGUGGACUUCGAACGUUUUAAGAAAAUUAAAGGGACGCCUUCCAAAACCAAAAUGAUCAGGAAACGACUCUAUAAUAUGACUAAGAGCUUCCUCCAGAAAAUCCACGACAAACACGUGCAGUACAAGGAGCUGAAAAAGAAGGGUAAAAACUCAUCUCUUUAA